Molecule: messenger RNA, 4582 nt
Organism: Pristis pectinata (smalltooth sawfish)
Lineage: Eukaryota; Metazoa; Chordata; Chondrichthyes; Rhinopristiformes; Pristidae
Product: tumor necrosis factor receptor superfamily member 11B-like
Exons: 4
Coding region: 280-1158 (292 amino acids)
Biological process (GO): signal transduction
Molecular function (GO): protein binding
Source: RefSeq, a predicted model, not a curated record
UGGGACUGAGGGCCACCGAGGGAAAUGUCGCCCUUCUGGGUAGUAUGAGAAAAGGUCACAGUGACAGACAGUGUGAGCCGCGGAAGCACACGGUCAUGUUUUACGAGGAGUCAUAGGUAUUACGACAUAGGUGGGACUGAACGCCUCCGCAAGCCGGCGGGGGGUUUCCCGUUUACUUCUGCCAGGGUUUAAACUCCGUCCGGGUCCGCGGCGAAAAGAUGCAGCGAGCUCUCGGCUCCGGCGUGUGUGUGGGAGCAGCGAGGCACGGCCAGCGCCAGGAUGCUGGGCAGAGGGUGGUUCUUCAGCUUGGUUCUUGCCUCUCUUAUCUAUGCAAGUGCAAAGGCCAGUGUAACUGAACAUACCUAUCAACAUGAAGGUCGAACCUGUUCUCGUUGCCCUCCAGGACUUUAUAUGAAGACACGUUGCACAAAAAGCCAAGAUACAAUUUGUGCACCUUGCCCAGCAAAUCAUUACACACAGUUCUGGAAUUAUGUACAAAAGUGUCAAUACUGCAAUAAUUUCUGCCAAGAAAAUCAAUAUGUUAAGCUUGAAUGUAAUCAGUUCCACAACAGAGUGUGUGAAUGCAAGGAUGGAUACUUUUGGAAGUAUGAGUUUUGUAUGAAGCAGGCAGAAUGUCCUCGUGGAUUUGGAGUUAAAACUGCAGGUACUCCUCUAAGCAAUACAGUUUGUGUGAAGUGUCCUCCAGGUUUCUUCUCGUCAGUGAGUUCUGCCACUAUGCAAUGUAAGAGGCAUACAAACUGUACUGAACUGGGCUUAGAACUGGAUAUUGCUGGCACUGCAUGGCAUGACAACUUAUGCAACCCCUGCCAGCCCCAUGAGUCUGAAGAGGGUACUUCAGAGUGCGAAGCAGCGCUUUUUUACUUCGUGGUACGGCAAAAUAUCAAGCAAAAGAAAUUAUUGCAACUCGGAAAGGUACUCACCAUCUUGAGCCAGGAUGACAUACGGCAAAUAAAGAAUGGCAAACUGCAGAUUUUGCCUUUACUUAAAAAAUGGAAGAUGCAGCGGGGUGGAAGCAUAUCUGCCGAAGACUUGGUGAAAGCUCUGAGAGAAGUUAAGCUCAAUAAAAUUGCAAAAAAAGUUGCAAAAAAGUUCCUCAAAUACGAAAACAAUGCAGUGUGUGCUUUGCCAGAAAAGUAAGGAUGGUAGUAUGUGGGAAAUAUGAAUGCAGCUCCAUCAACUGUUUAAAAACCCAUUGCUCGUAAUCAUUCAAAAUCCCUCCUCAUUUCACUUUUCCCAGGCACCUUUCCAAAGAACACUAUAUCAUCAUUUUAGUUUAGUCUGUUCAGUUCUAUAGUAUAAUAAAGUUCUGGAUAUCCAUCGAAUGUCUGCAGGAUUUCAGCAUGUGAAAACUAAUUUGCUGUUUUCUAAAAGCAAGCAGGCAAGGUAAACAAAAGUACACAGCAACUGAUUCAGUGCUGAGCAAUGAGUGGUCCUAUUUUUCAAUGUACACUGCUGUUAAAUGACCCAGGAAUAAAUACAUGUUGUGAUUAUAGUUUAAAUAAAUUUAGCUUAAACAUAGUUCACCAUUGUUACCCAUCAGUGGUAACUAUAAAGAUAAGCUCCUAGUAACACGCCCAGAAAAAUAUGACUAAAACAAUAGAAAUAAUGUCCUUUCCUUUGCUUUUCAAAAUAUUACUAUUUAUUUUUCAUGCUUUGGUUGGAAAGGCACAUCAGAUAUAAUUUUACCAUUUAGAUUUUACUAUGAUUAAGAGGUGUUACUUGAUGUUGUGUUUGUAUUCUAUAUAUGUGGAGACUGUAGCAGAAUGUGUUUACAAGCCUUGAAGAUUGUGGCUUCCACUUCUUCCUUACCACUAGGUGGACUUGUUCAUUUGACAAAUAAUAAAUCUUAUAUAAUAAAAGAACAAAUCUUAUUUGAAAAACCAUUUGAUUAACUUGAGUAGGGUCCAAAAUAUCACUACAAUGAUGUUCAUUUCAAGAAACUGCUAAAAGGUAUGUUUUAACCAAUUCUAGUGGAUGGCACAACUUUCUUUUAAACUGUAUUACUUUUUGAUUUAGUUUUUCGUAUCAGUUGGGAUAUAGAGAAUGACAUUCACCGAUAGCUGAAAGGAAGAGGCAUUUUAAUGUUAUGGAACUGAUCCUAUCAAAUUUGUAGACCGUAAAUGUAAAGCAUUGAUCUGGUGUUGUAUAUAAAGCGACUAUAUAAAAUAAUAAUAGGGCAGACAUUUAGAUCAAUUGCAGGUAAGGCAGCGAGGAAGUAUUAUCUAAUAUCCAUUUGAUUUUAAAAAUUUGGCUUUGCCAGGAACUUCUGUACAAAUCUGUCAUUUUGUUUUUAUGGACUAAACAUCAGGUUCUCAUUGCUCAGAAGACCGCAUUGUUAAGAUAACAAUUGUAGCUGCAGCAAGUGACAAUAAUAAACCAAUACCAAUACAUGGUAUGUUUGGUAUUGGUUUAUUAUUGUCACUUGUACCGAAGUACAGUGAAAAACUUGUCUUGCAUACCGAUCGUAUAGGUCAAUUCAUUACACAGUGCAAUUACAUUGGGUUAAUACAGAGUGCAUUGAGGUAGUACAGGUAAAAACAAUAACAGUGCAGAAUAAAGUGUCACAGCUACAGAGAAAGUGCAGUGCAAUAAGGUGCAAGGUCACAACAAGGUAGAUCGUGAGGUCAUAGGUCAUAGGCCAUCUCAUUGUAUAAGGGAACCGUUCAAUAGUCUUAUCACAGUGGGGUAGAAGCUGUCCUUGAGCCUGGUGGUACGUGCCCUCAGGCUCCUGUAUCUUCUACCUGAUGGAAGAGGAGAGAAGAGAGAAUGUCCUGGGUGGGUGGGGUCUUUGAUUAUGCUGGCUGCUUUGCCAAGAUGAUGAGAGGUAAAGACAGAGUCCAAGGAGGGGAGGCUGGUGUCCGUGAUGCACCAGGCUGAGUCCACAACUGUCUGCAGCUUCUUGCGGGCCUGGGCAGAGCAGUUGCCAUACCAAGCCGUGAUACAUCCAGAUAGGAUGCUUUCUAUGGUGCAUUGGUAAAAAUUAGUGAGAGUCAAAGGGGACAAACCAAAUUUCUUUAGCCUCUUGAGGAAGUAGAGGUGCUAGUGAGCUUUCUUGGCCAUGGCAUCUAUGUGAUUUGACCAGGAAGCUGUUGGUGAUGCUCACUCCCAGGAACUUGAAGCUCUCAACCCUCUCGACCUCAGCACCAUUGAUGUAGACAGGUGCAUGUACACCGCCCCUUUCCUGAAGUCAAUGACCAGCUCUUUUGUUGACAUUGAGGGAAAGGUUGUUGUCAUGACACCAUUCCACUAAGCUCUCUAUCUCUUUCCUGUACUCUGCACUUACCUGGUAACUUACAAUGCUUGUACUUCAAAAAGUUAUGAUUUAAUAAUUAACAACCAUCUUGUUUAUAUAAAUAUAGAAUGAUUGAUCGGUGUGCUAACAUUAUUGUUCUAUUGAAAAGCUAAAUGCUGUACUUCCAAGCUGAUUUAAACAAAGAGGAACAAGUUAUAGUAAAUAUGUACAUAUGGUGUCCAAAGCUUCUCACUAUUCACAUCCCUGAUGAUACUCUGCAGCUCUAUCCCCACCUGUCUUCAACAAUGCCUCUUCGUGCCAUUCAUCCAUCCUUGGCUAAAUGGGUUGACGACCAAACUGUUCCUGGAUGGGCAUUAUGGAAUGCAGAAACAAACAAAAUUGUUUCUGUUUGUUACUCUGACUUAACCAGACCUUUUGCUCAGUUAAGAUCGGAAAUCUCAGCAGGGUCACAUCGAAGUUGAGGCCUACUUACACGUUCUCCGGGAUCAUGUUUACACAUCCUUACUUUCGGAUAGUUCUUACUCUUCUGCAAAAUAAACAAAUUGAUCAUUUCUUUAAAAAAAUAGACCACUUGUUCAAAUCAGCUACAAACUGACUCAGAGCUAAGACAGGAGAAACAAUGUGUCAUGGAUACCUCCUCUCCUAUCGGAUUCCUUCUUCAGCACAUUGCCUCUUCCACCUAUCACCUCACAGCUUCUCACAUCAUUUCCCCCUCCCUCCCCCACCUGCCUACCUUCCCCCCUCACCUGUCCCCUGCCAGCUUGUGCUCCCCCCCUCCCCUGACAUUUUUAUUCCGGCUUCUGCCCUCUUCCAGGCCCGACGAAGGGUCUUGACCCGAAACGCCGACUGUUUAUUUCCCUCCAUGGAUGCUGCCUGACCUGCUGAGUUCCUCCAGCACUUUGUGUGUGUGUUAUAGAUGCAGUAUGUCCAGAUAUGUAGCACUAAAACAGAUUGCUUGAUCAUUAUCUCAUUGCUGUUUGUGAGAGUUUGCUGGGCAGGAACUGAUGUUUGUGUUUCUUGCAUUAUAGCAGUGAGUACGCAUUAAGACCCCUUUGGCUGUAAGUUCUCCGGGUGUCCUAAGGUUGUGAGAGGUUCUAUGUCAAUGCAAAUGUUUUAUUUCUUUUUGUAGAUUCUUUAUUUCUAUUUUAUGCAAUGUUAUCAAUUUAGUUUAUUUAUAUAACUGAAUCUACUUACCUGCAUUCUAAUUUCUAUUGACAUGAAUCUUUGCAGUUUUUGUUUAGGUUGAGAUUUAUAUUUAUUCAACACUGGCACCUAGAAACAUUUUGAUUAAAAACAAUUGAAAAUGAA